Dichomitus squalens LYAD-421 SS1 is the source of this 2176-nucleotide messenger RNA. RefSeq names its product mannosyltransferase. The transcript is spliced from 6 exons. Gene Ontology annotation, biological process: protein N-linked glycosylation. Gene Ontology annotation, cellular component: endoplasmic reticulum membrane. Lineage: Eukaryota; Fungi; Basidiomycota; Agaricomycetes; Polyporales; Polyporaceae. Bases 67 to 1584 code for a protein of 505 amino acids. The record is from RefSeq and is a predicted model, not a curated record. Gene Ontology annotation, molecular function: GDP-Man:Man(3)GlcNAc(2)-PP-Dol alpha-1,2-mannosyltransferase activity.
GUUUCCCUCCUUUCUGGUUUUCUGACCUGAGCUAUAGGGUCAUCCUAUCUCUUGCAUUCGCACACCAUGAUUUUGGCCCUUACCGGCUUCCUGUUCGCGCUCUUCGUCGCCCAAACGAUCGGCCAAAUACUGGGACUGCGCAGGAGAAAUGUCAACCAGAAGGAGAAGCUAUUCUCUGAGCUUGGGGUAGAGGGACAGAGCGCGAAGAAGAUCGUAGGCUUCUUCCAUCCAUAUUGUAACGCCGGAGGCGGGGGCGAGCGCGUCCUGUGGGCUGCCGUGUCGGCCAUCCAACGAAAAGAGCCGGACAUCAUCUCUGUUGUCUACAGUGGAGACACCGACACAACGAAGGAGAAGAUCAUAGAGAAAGUGAAGGCAAGAUUUGACAUCGAGCUCUCGCCUCAAUCCCUUCAUUUUGUCUUCUUGGAAUCUCGGUAUCUAGUCGAAGACUCGACAUGGCCUCGCUUCACCCUCCUGGGUCAGAGUAUCGGCUCCAUGUACCUCGUCUGGGAGGCCAUGUCAAUCCUCAUACCAGACCUAUUCAUCGACACUAUGGGGUAUGCAUUCACCUUCCCGGUCGUCUCACUACUGGGAAUCAUUCCCGUCGGCGCAUACGUCCACUACCCCACGAUCAGCACGACAAUGGUGUCCCGCGUGAAGAACCGCGCUGCAGGACACACCAACUCUGGCGUCAUCUCCUCAUCUCCCGUCCUUAGCGCCGGCAAACUGCUGUACUACCGCAUAUUCAUGUACUACUACGCGUACUCCCUGCGCCAGGCGCGCUUCAUCAUGGUCAACUCCUCGUGGACCAAGGGCCACGUCGACUCCAUCCUGCAAUACUCCGACACGCUCCUCGACGCGGUCCACCUCCUCCCCCCGCUCGUCCUCCUCUCGCUCCUCUCGCGCCGCCGAAGCGCGUCCCCCAAAGAGGCGCAGAUCGUGUAUCCCUCGUGCGACACGCACCAGAUGGCCGCGCUCCCCCUCGCGCCCCGCGAACGCGUCAUCCUGAGCAUCGCGCAGUUUCGGCCGGAGAAGGACCACCCCGCGCAGCUGCACGCGUUCCGUGAGCUGCUCGAGCGGUACCCGGAGUACAGGGCGCCGAACCCCGCGGCCGUGCAGCUCGUCCUUGUGGGCGGGAGCAGGAACGUCGGGGACGCGACGCGCGUGGAGGGCCUCCGGGCGCUGGCUCGGGAGCUCGGGGUGCAGGAGCAGGUGCGGUUUGUGGUGAACGCGUCGUUUGCGGAGAUGCUGGGCUGGCUGGGGCGGGCGAGCAUCGGGCUGGGGACGAUGGUGGACGAGCACUUUGGGAUCAACAUCGUGGAGUUCAUGGCCGCGGGGGCGAUCGUCGUCGCACACGCGUCGGGCGGGCCGCUGCUGGACAUCGUCGUGCCGUUCGAGGGCGAGCCGACGGGGUUCCACGCGACGACCCCGGAGACGUUCGCGGAGGCGUUCCGCACGGUGCUCACGCUGUCGGCCGAGGAGGACCUCGCGAUGCGCACGCGGGCGCGGACGUGGGCCGUGCGGAAGUUCUCGGCCGAGGAGUUCGAGAAGGGGUGGGACGCGAGCGGGUGGCGGAAGUGGGUGUAGACUCGGCGUACGGCCUGCGUGGGUCCUUGGUUCACAAAGCGUGAUCAGGAGGCAAGGUGUUCAUGGUGUGGAUGCGGAGUCAACGCGGUGUGCCCGACAAUCACCACAGAGACAGGAGGGCGAGUAGAUGAGGUGAGGUAGCUGACGGAGGGAGAGAACUCGAUUGUGAAGCAGUGCCGUCUCUUCGCGACCGAGUCGGGAGAGGCGGAGGUUGACGGGUGGAUCGAGGUUGACGGGACAGCCGAGGCGGGUAUGAUGUGUAUACACACGUCGGCGGACCGGAAGCGAGGUGCGUCUUCUUUCUGUUGUUGGUGCCGAGGUCUGUGCGCGGCGUUCGGAGGCAGGGUCGCGAAGGGGCUGCCAGAGAGAGUAGCGGAGAGGGAGAGAUGCCAGGGAGAGAAACACGGACACGGAUGUGGAGGUGAGCAAUGGUUGUGGGGAACUGAAUUUUGCGCGCGCGUUGCGGAAGAUGGGUGCGAAGGUGAGUAAUGGGAGCGUCGUUUUAAUAUGUAUUUCGCGUGCACAUCGUAGAAGACCGGUGGGAGUGUUGUUUCGAGCUGAAUUUUGCAUGCAGGCAGCAAAUCAAUUGUGG